AUGCCAAUUCCAGAUCAAGUGGAUGUUUUGAGUUCAGCCGUUGAGAAGCCACAGUUUGCGUGCGAUGAAACGAAUGCACCGAAUUAUAUGAUUUAUUGCCAAGGUGAUUUGUUGCACGCAGUAAUGAUGCUGGAUAUUUUCAAAGAUUCAAAAACAUUCGUUGACAAACCAUUGAUAAGAGACCCUGAGGUGGUGGCUGCCGAGUUUAAGGCGCAGUUUCCCGGUGCAAUAACGUUGAAUGAUCGAGAAGCGGUUCGGGAGUUUGUGAACGACAAUUUUCAUGAAGAAGGACACGAACUUGAAGAGUAA
Molecule: messenger RNA, 309 nt
Organism: Anisakis simplex (herring worm)
Lineage: Eukaryota; Metazoa; Nematoda; Chromadorea; Rhabditida; Anisakidae
Source: the annotation of a GenBank genome assembly